Penicillium samsonianum is the source of this 702-nucleotide messenger RNA. RefSeq lists its product as uncharacterized. The record is from RefSeq and is a predicted model, not a curated record. Lineage: Eukaryota; Fungi; Ascomycota; Eurotiomycetes; Eurotiales; Aspergillaceae. The coding region runs from base 1 to 702 and encodes 233 amino acids. The transcript has 2 exons.
AUGGGCUAUUGGCUAUUCCUCUCUGUGGCCGUGAGCGCUUUCUUCGCUAGCGCCAGUGCCGCGCCAUCGAAAUAUCUCUCCAAGAGAGAGACUAGGCUCAGAUGCAGAUCCCAACAGGACUGUGUGACCUGGUACACCACCGGCAGCGCCCUGUGCCCCUCAGGCUACGAAUUAAAGCACCACAAAGCCCCCGGUGACCCAGUGGGCACAUACUGCGAAAGAAAGUACAAUGACGAAGAGAAGAAAGAGUGUGCUUCCGAAGAGUGUGCAUUCUACACUGGUCAAUGUAACAAUGCUCCGGCAAGUACUAUUUGUGGGGAUGCGCUCAGGUACUGCGGCACUCCUGUCAAAAUUUCCAAGCGCAUCUUUGACAAAAACGCGGCGGCUGAGGAAAGGUAUCUCCGAUACAAUUUUGGCGAGUCCGCUACUGGAACGCGAUUGUUCAUGACUUGCACUCCGGUUACGCCAGAGGGUGCCGAGGAAGUCGACAAGAAGGUGCUAGACAGCCUCCCGUAUCGGCUCUGCGAUAAGUACCCAUAUGGAGACCCAUAUGAGCAUGAUUGGAAGUGCAAAGCUCCCAAGAACAAGUUUGAUAGUAUUGAGAAGACUGCUAAAGCGGCUUACAAAGCGGCGGCCCAUCCUGGUGACAAGGAUAUGUUUGCAAAAAUAUGUGCAUUAAACUAUGGACCUGACGCUAUAUAA